Messenger RNA from Tupaia belangeri chinensis (Chinese tree shrew), 2803 nucleotides. RefSeq names its product A-kinase anchoring protein 7 (gene AKAP7). The transcript is spliced from 8 exons. The record is from RefSeq and is a predicted model, not a curated record. Gene Ontology annotation, molecular function: protein kinase A regulatory subunit binding. Bases 118 to 1446 code for a protein of 442 amino acids. NCBI's taxonomy places the organism in Eukaryota, Metazoa, Chordata, Mammalia, Scandentia, Tupaiidae. Gene Ontology annotation, biological process: autophagy of mitochondrion. Gene Ontology annotation, cellular component: cytosol; mitochondrial outer membrane.
CUCCGGCCCCGCCCCGGCCUCCGCCUUCUCCUGAGUCCGGGCACCGGCCCCGGCCCCGAGGGGCGCGGAGCCGCCGCUGCUGCCCUCGGGGACGUGCUUCCCUCUCGCGCCGUGACCAUGGAGCACCCGGGAGCGGGAGGGAUAAAUUCCAGCGAGUGUGAAAAUGAAUUAGGGGAAGAGAUGAUGACGGAGGAAUUUAAAGCUAACACUAUGGUCGAAAUGCCAUUUGCUACAAUAGAUAUUAAAGACGAUUGUGACAUUACGGAUAUACCUCAAAUCAAUUCCAAGAGAAAUAAAGAAAAUCAAUGUAUCAAGAGUGAUCAAAUAAAGAAGAAGAAAAAAAAGCACAAAGAUAAUCAACCCAACUAUUUCCUAUCCAUUCCAAUCACCAACAAAGAGAUUACAAGAGGAAUUAAGAUCCUGCAGCACGCAAUAAUAGAACAAGAUAAGCGACUGGCCAAAACAAUGGUUGGUGAUGGUUCCUUCCACGUUACCCUGCUAGUGAUGCAGUUAUUAAAUGAAGAUGAAGUAAACAUUGGUAUUGAUGCUCUUUUGGAAUUAAAACCAUUCAUAGAAGAAAUUCUCCAAGGAGAUAAUUUGACUUUGCCCUUUGAAGGGAUUGGCACUUUUGGAAAUCAGGUUGGAUUUGUGAAGCUGGCAGAAGGAGAUCACAUAAAUCCACUUUUGGAGAUAGCAGAAACGGCAAAAAGGACAUUUCAAGAAAAAGGCAUCCUGAUAGAAGAAAGCAAAAGUUUUAAGCCUCAUUUGACCUUCAUGAAAUUGUCAAAAUCACCAUGGCUCCGUAAGAAUGGAGUGAAAAAAAUAGACCCUGAACUCUAUGAAAAAUUUAUUAGUCACAGAUUUGGAGAAGAAAUUUUACAUCGCAUAGAUUUGUGCUCCAUGCUGAAGAAAAAGCAAAGUAAUGGUUAUUAUCACUGUGAGUCUUCAAUUGUCUUUGAACUGGCUGCUGGCAGUGUCAUGGCGACUCAGAACCUCCCUCCCCAAGACUAUGGAAUUGAUGACGACUCUUACGAAGUGUUGGAUUUAACUGAGUAUGCAAGAAGACAUCACUGGAGGAAUCAAGUGUUUGGCCACAGUUCGGGACCUGUGGUAGAAAAAUACUCAGUAGCUACCCAGAUUAUAACGGGUGGCGUGACUGGCUGGUGUGCAGGAUUUGUGUUCCAGAAGGUGGGAAAACUUUCAGCCACUGCAGUAGGUGGUGGCUUUCUUCUCCUUCAGAUUGCCAGUCACAGUGGCUGUGUGCAGAUCCACUGGAAGAGAGCUGAAAAAGAUGCAAACAAAGCCCAACGACAGAUUAAGAAACGAGCCAACAAAGCAGCACCUGAAAUCAACAACAUAAUCAAAGAAGCAACAGAAUUUAUCAGGCAGAAUAUCGUGAUGUCCGGUGGAUUUGCAGGAGGCUUUUUGCUAGGCCUUGCAUCUUAAGGACAUGAGCAUUCUACCCUUGUGGACUCAACUGUGGAAAGAAAAGUGGUGGAAGCAACGUGAGCUCUCAACAAAACGUGCCACCAGAGUCACCAGGGCAAGGAAAAACAGCGAGCUGGACAAUACUGAAUUCACAACUUAGCAUUUUGUCACCUGAAGCUUGAUAUUUGCUGUAAAAUAACCCAUGUGGUAUGCGAACAGUAGGAUUCCUGAGCAAAACAUGGCUUUAUCGUGUUUUAAACAUUUGCAUCUGUUUAGAACUUAGCCUAUAAAAUAUCACCACUGGUUAUAGAUAUAUGCAGAAAAAAAUCUGUUGGAUUUAAUGCUCAGGGAAAUAUUAUCCUCUUUUUAUUUAAAUAAACUGUUCUUCAUUGUGCUUUAUAAUUUAGUGCCAAUAAUUAAAAAUUUAUAUUAUAGCUUCAGUAUUAGGGUACUUUUUUUUUUUUAAGAUAUGUUUGCAAUAAAAAACUGUAAUGUCCUUUUGUGGAAAACUUUAGAAAUAAUAGAAUUAUUAAAGAUAAUUAUAAGAUAAAGAUAAUGGAUUCUGCUAAUAUAACUUAAUACCAGUUUUAGGUUGUUUUCCCUGCAGUUAUACUUUGCUUAUUUAAUAACUAUACAUUUUGAAGAAGGCUCUUCUAAGGAUGUACUACAACAUGUCUAAAGCUUUUUUAAUUUUUUUUUCCUUUUCUAUAGUUUCUAGUAUGAAAGCUUCUGACUUUUAAAAAUUUGUUUAUUCUGGCAGCUGGAGCAAAACUAAUUAUUUGAGGGAAUACAUAUAGUUGGGUCACUGAUUCAUUUUAUUAAUGCUAAUAUAUAUCUUUUUUCCAUUUCUAAAAUUUCUAACUAUUUUGGCCUCUUCUUUACCAAGUGAUUUAAAAAUCACUUUAAAAUACUUAAUGGUUUAGUAUGAAUUUACAGUAUAGAGAAUAGUGAUUUUUCUAUGUAAUCAUGAAAUUGAAAAGAGAAUUAUCUUCUUGAUCUAGUCAGAGAAGACUAAGGCUUUCAGACUUUCGGUAGCAUUAAGUUAGUUGAACACUAGGCUAGUUUACGUCUUUCUCAGGACCAAUGUCACACUCCCUCAGAGGCUUCUUUACCUAGAAAUCUUUCUGCUUUAUUAGUUUUGUCCAUAGAGUUCUAGCUUGGAAUUGGGGAAAACGGCAGAACAAGUUUAGAAAGACUACAACUCUUCUGAACAUCUCUGUUUAAUAGAAGGCCCCAGAGUCUUAUUUUGUGUAUUGUAAAUGUGACAUUUCAUACUCUCAAAAUUGGUUACAGGCUACAUGCUGUCAAUAUUACGAGACUCCUUAAAAUUGAAUGUGAAAUUAAUCUUUUUAAAAAAAUGUCCUCUUUUCCUUGA